Messenger RNA from Saccostrea cuccullata (small rock oyster), 909 nucleotides. RefSeq lists its product as uncharacterized. NCBI's taxonomy places the organism in Eukaryota, Metazoa, Mollusca, Bivalvia, Ostreida, Ostreidae. Bases 37 to 405 code for a protein of 122 amino acids. The transcript is spliced from 2 exons. The record is from RefSeq and is a predicted model, not a curated record.
UAGAUACUGUCAUUACAUUGGCGCUCUGUAAAGAUCAUGGGUCUUUUUCAGAGUUGUUUUGCCAGAAAUAACAAAGUGGGCGUGAUGAAGGAAGAGAUGGAGGCGUACGAGAAAGUACGACGUACAAUGGUUACAGAGGAAGUAACAAAAAAGAAAGGCGGUGUGGCCUUUGAUCUCACCUUCGUUUCAGAGGAAACCCCAAAGAUGCCUCCACCCAGAUUGCUUGAAAACAAAAAGGAGGAUUUUGAGAAAUGGAGAGAAUCUCAGGAAAAAGCCCAGAUCGAGAAACAAGAGCGGGCACAGCAGAUCAGAGAGGAAGCUCGUAUCCAGAAAGAGAUUGAAGUGGCCCACAAGGAGAUGGAGAGGCUCGAGAAAUAUGUCAACAUCGAUAGCACUGCCCAAUGAAUUAGACUCUUGAUAUCAUUGACUAAAAUUUUAAUUAACACAAUACUUUAAUCUGUAAUUUUUAACAUUGGAACCAAAGAGGGGACACCCGAGCUCUUUAUAAGCUGUGUUUGGCUUUUAAUUUCACCUGUUUCUUUCUUUCUUUCUUUUUCUUCUUUUUUUUUUUUUUUUUUUUUUUGCCUUUUGAUUUUAAAAAAAAUUCAAUUCGCAAUGUGGGGCCUUGGAGACAGAUCUAAGGCUAGCAUAGCGAAACAAAAUUUUACUUUUCCAAAAUGUUCAUGUCUUUCGGAACUUUGGCUCUAUAAAUACUCAUUCCGUCAGGAAUCAGGAAUGGGUAUUACGUUGGAACACCCAUCCCGUCAGUGAUCAGGGGUGGGGGCUCCUCGUCAAAAACUUCUAAAUUGUAAAUGAAACAUCCGUUUAGAGAUGUCCAAAAGCUCCGUUGUCCUCUCUUUUCAAAAAUCUGUAAUCCAAAGUUCAAUAAACUAAUUAUUUGCAACCACA